CACCAGGACACGGCAGAGUACCACGAUGAGAGAGAGUGACAGUGAAGUAGAGAGAGAGAGAAAGAGAGACUAGUGUUUGUGAGAGUAAUAUUACACUGUUUGGGCUGCUAUUUGCUCAAGGGAAUAUCCACUAAAGACAUUCAGCCAUCUAAACACCACACACUGCAGUGAAUCUGAACUCUUCAUAGACUGAUCCCACCGCAGAUGACAUGCAGCCUCAGAGGACGGUGGUGUGUGAGCAUCUAAACGGCUCACGGAUUGUUUUCUCAGAUGAAGGUCGACAAGGAAAUGCUCUCUCUCCAGACAUGACCCAGGAAGUAGUGGUGAUCUCCCCAGGACUGCCCACACCUCCUCUGAGCCCCUACUACAAAACCACUGCUUCUGCACCUUCUCAACAGAAGGUUGCGGAGGUGAAUGGAGGUGGAGUCCCUGCCCCAAGUUUUGGAUCCUACUACGGUCCCUGCCAGUCACAUGAUGGGUUAGCUAAUGGUGGGCCACGUUCUGCCACUCUGCCCCACACUUCCACCACCAGAGAGGAGAGGCUCAUCAAGUACUCUGGUAUCGGGCCUGUGGAUGAGACAGGCAUGCCAAUCGCAUCUCGAUCAAGUGUGAAUAAGCCCAAGGACUGGUACAGGAGCAUGUUUAGACAGAUCCACAAGAGACCUGAGGAGCUAGAAAUUGACUGGAAAGAAAGGAGGCUGUCCCCCAGUCCCCCUUUAGAGUCCAACCAGGAGCAUGGUCAUGGGCCAGGAAAAGACCCCUUCACUCUCACCCAGCAUGGAGCUCUACCUGACUGGGCCGAUCUGGGAGACGUAGUGAAGAUUCCAGAACCGAAGAGCAUUUUCGACUUUGAGCCGGGACAGGAAAGCGCGGUGGAGGAUCAUAAGCUGUCACCUAGACAACCGCCUGUGCGCUGCCCUGCUGAGACACCCCGUUCCCCCUCCAUAGAGGCUGCUUUGGAGUCAGAGCUGAACCGUUUUGAAGCAGAGCUGGAGUCAGACAUCCGGGGCAUUGAGAGGAAGAUUUCCCUGAAGAAGCAGCAGCGGCAAGGCAGGGGUGAGGCUGGUAGAGGCGACUCUACAGGAGCCGGACCUGCUGGGAGAGGACCGGACAACAGCUAUUUGACUGGAGAAAAGCAUCUCGGGACGAAAGACGGAGUAGGUGCACCUCUCAGCCGCCCAGCAAUCCCUUGCUCCAGCGUUCAGCCGGACCUUGCACCUAUUACCACAUAUGCUAACGACAGAACAGCGUGUGUGUCUGGAGAUAUGGACUUCCCACCAAAGAGAGAGGAGAAGAAGAUGAAAGCAGCAAGAGCCAAAUUCAAUUUCCAAGCACAGUCGCCCAAGGAGCUGACCCUGCAGAAGGGUGAUGUGGUGUACAUCCAUCGCCAGGUCGAUGCCAACUGGUAUGAAGGAGAGCAUCACGGCAGAGCAGGAAUCUUCCCCACCAGCUACGUGGAGAUUAUUCCCCCAACGGAGAAACCCGUCCCGAUAAAGUCUCCUACUGUGCAGGUGCUGGAGUAUGGAGAGGCCAUGGCCCUCUUCAACUUCACCGCUGAUCUGCCUGUGGAACUGUCCUUCCGGAAGGGAGAGGUGAUCUCUAUAACCCGGCGGGUGGACGAUCACUGGCUGGAGGGUCGCAUCCCUGGCACCAACCGCAGUGGAAUUUUCCCUGUUAACUAUGUCCAGGUCAACAAAAUGCCUCGCACCAAAAUGGCUGAUGACCUUUCAGUCGCUCCUCUGUCCCCUAUUGCCUUGGAGCCACGCAGCCCUGGCAGGCCCCUGCACUCCCCCUUCUCCCCCUCACACUCCCCCUCCUCUCACAGCCCUCAGCCUCUGCUUUCACCCCACCAACACUCCAGCCAGUCACGCUCGCCCCUCUCACCCGCACAGCCCGCCUCCACAAAACAGCCGUCCGAUCACUUUGUGUACUCGCCUGGCCCGGCCUCACCCACCCCACCCAACAGCCACUGGAGUGGGUCACCGCAGCCUUCAACUUACAGCUCACUGGACAGAGAAGUGAGGUCACCUGUGUCACCAUCCAAUCAUGUGAUGCCGUCUCCUCAGGGUCCGGGACUGGCUGUGAAUUCCAACCCACGGCCUUCGUAUACCGCUCAGGAUGGGACCAGAACACACUCUCCUCAGCAUUACACGCAUGUAAAGACGCCACCGUCAGCGCAGUCGCUUGUCAACAGCAGCUCUGCUGUCAUACCACGGCAACCGUAUAAGGCUGUUUAUAACUACAAGCCCCAGAAUAGGGAUGAGCUGGAGCUGAGGGAGGGAGACAUCGUCCAGGUGAUGGAGAAGUGUGAUGACGGCUGGUUUGUAGGUACGUCUGAGAGGACCCAUGCUUUCGGAACAUUCCCUGGCAACUAUGUGGCACCUGUGUGAAAACACUCCUUACAUAUGUUUAACUGUUUGGCACAUCCACUGCUGCUCCAGGCCUACUCACCAAUUAACAAGAAGAUCCACUCAUACACACACACACUCAUGCUCCUAGAUCAUCACAUUCAUCACUUUCAACCUCCAGAACAUUUGCAUGCACACUCCAUUCACAUUUUGAGCACUUCUGUGUGUGUGUGCUUUCACAAGCACUCCCUGGCUGUAUUGGCAAUGGCAGAGAUGUUGUGUGGAAUAGAAGAAUAACCAACCCACCAUCAUCAGUGACUCACUCACAGGUGGCCAUGGAUACUUGGUGGACUGGACUGUUGCCAUAGGAUACAAUAGACUUGCUCCAUCAACCCUUAAAGUUCAUGAACAUUUUCAUAUCCAAGCACAUGCUUAUUUCACGGCACAACUAAUGCUGAUCACCAUGAUGAGCUUCUGGUUUACUCUCGUGUGUACAAAUGACCUCCAUCCUGCCUUUCAGAUUUGUAAAAGCACGGCGCUGUGAAUACUCUACGCCACCAGGAGGAAGUGCACACAUCUGGAAAGAGGGACUGUUUUCAACCAUGUGAUUUACACCGUCACAGAUAAUAUUAGUGUUUUUUUUUGCUGGCUUUGCUGAAAUCCAUUUGAUGUUAUCCACACAAUAGCAACAGCAAACUUUGAUGCUACAGCUUCGGUUAUCUCUUACUCUAUCACUCAGGCUUAUGUGGAGGCACUAUUGAAUGAUCAGCUCACUCUUCUGCAUUGUAGAGACUUUUGGUGAGACAUUUGUGAUGGACAAAGGAAGUAGUUCAUGCAUAACUGACCCCAGAAUGUAAAGUGGAGCACUGGGAUGUGAAGUGUAGGUUGACAGAAUGAUACUGAGGUACACAGUGUGUAAACGCCCAACAACGUGUGAUACGUGAUACAUUCAUACCAGCGCUAUACUUACUACCAUACCAUGGUGUUGCUGCUGCGCUGUUCACCACCCAAAUAAUGUCUGGUCAGCAGUGGUCCCAUUAUAGUCCAGUUUACACUGAUGGACGUGGUAGGAGGCGACUCAUGGAUUGUGCAGCAACAGAUGGGCUACAAUCUGUAACCUUAAACCUGCAGAGUGCACAUAUGUGGUAGGUGUUUCUGAUUAAAAGGCCAAAGAGUGUAACUAAAUGGUAGAGGUACUGAAUAAACUGGCAACACAUUGUACUGAUCGCAUCAGUGUAGUAGCACCAUCUGUGAAUGGGAAAAUGUGACCAUUUGCCAAGCCAUCCACAGAAUGAGGAUGCGGGAUAGUGUUUUAAGUUGGGGUGCAAUUACAUGCCAUUUUUUUCUUGAUUAAAUUAUCAUUUACAUCCAUCAGAACAUAUUAUAAUGUGGCAUGAGACAAAAUAUGCACAUAUAACAGAUACCGCUGAUGCACACCCAGCUGCGCUUACUCUCCUCCUUUCUGGAUUGAGUUUAUGCAAAUUAACUGAGAGGGGACCAAUCAGAUUGUUGAUAUUUGGCACAUUCACCAGUUUUGUCACACCCAUAGGCUACAAUUCAAUAUUCGAACAGAUAUUGAGUGGAACAUAUGGUUGGAAAAAAAUGCUAAAAAUAUGGAAUUUGAUUUUUUUUACUGUUAUUAUAAAAAUAAUAGUAAUAUUAGUCUGCUAAUACUGCUUGUGUCACUGCCAGUGUGACCCUACAUUUGCAGAGCGACCUCGCCCAGUAGUGAAAAUGCAGCGUUAACUUAAACAGUGCAUGGCUACUGCAGAUUUUGCAGAAAAAUGAAAAAUAAAACAAAACAAAUACUUAAGUAUUUCUAGCAGUUGCAGUUACGCAAUCCUGAAAACUGGGUGGUGCGUGGCCCCCUCAGCACUUUCCCACAUUCUGUGCCCUUAAGUAUUGGACAGGCAAUAGCAAAAAGGUAUGGGCUCCCAUUUUUCAACCCUUAUCAAACUUUCCAAUACAUUGAAAGCUGACAUACCAAUAUAGUAUAAAAUGUACCUCCAGUGUUUCAGGCAAAAAUAACUGAUCAUAUUGAAAACAACUGUAUAAACUCAGGCCAACAAAACAGAUGACAUGUAAUUCUGAGUGCAGCCAAAUUAUGUCUCAUUAUAUCUGACCAUCAACUGUACUACGCUGUGAUUUCAAACCUAAAAGUUGACGACUUUAUAAACAUUCCUUCCAUUUUCCAUCAUAGAACGUAUCUGCACGCUGUAAUAGAGGUGUGAGACCAACCGUAAGUUACUUGGAAAACUGUUAAGUUGCAAAAACAAGAUGUUUAGAAUGCUCUGCUUUGGGUUGUAUUAUUUGAAAUAUCUGACUUCUUUUCUAACUCGAGAUUUCUGUUCCUUAAUAUUUUUCUGACCGCUGAAAUCGACUUAUAUGCCAUAUGUUGUACAGAUAUUAAAACUGUUAUCAGACUUCAAAUAUAAUAUAUAUUUUUAUUGACCACACAGUGUAUUUCAGCAUCUAUGGUACUCACAGAUUUUGAUAACAGUCGAAUAAAUAUAUCCAAUGCUGAA
Molecule: messenger RNA, 4873 nt
Organism: Pygocentrus nattereri (red-bellied piranha)
Lineage: Eukaryota; Metazoa; Chordata; Actinopteri; Characiformes; Serrasalmidae
Gene: sorbs3
Product: sorbin and SH3 domain containing 3
Exons: 21
Coding region: 210-2390 (726 amino acids)
Molecular function (GO): protein binding
Source: RefSeq, a predicted model, not a curated record